This is a messenger RNA of Puntigrus tetrazona (Sumatra barb), 2010 nucleotides long. Its product is annotated as histone H3-like centromeric protein CNA1. NCBI's taxonomy places the organism in Eukaryota, Metazoa, Chordata, Actinopteri, Cypriniformes, Cyprinidae. Gene Ontology annotation, cellular component: nucleosome. The coding region runs from base 133 to 1017 and encodes 294 amino acids. Gene Ontology annotation, molecular function: protein heterodimerization activity; structural constituent of chromatin; DNA binding. The record is from RefSeq and is a predicted model, not a curated record. The transcript has 8 exons.
AUGUAAAGCGCAGAGCCGCGGUGGAUGAUGGGAGAUUAUCAGCCAUUUCGCCUCAAACUCUCUUCAAGCAGCAAAAACGCGGCGCAGCGGAAUAAAACACCAGAAAGCGGCGACAGGUGAUCGUGUGUGAGAAUGGCUCGUACGAAGCAGACCGCUCGUAAGUCCACCGGAGGAAAAGCUCCUCGUAAGCAGCUGGCGACUAAAGCGGCUCGUAAGAGUGCUCCCUCUACUGGAGGAGUGAAGAAGCCCCAUCGCUACAGGCCCGGGACCGUGGCUCUGCGUGAGAUCCGCCGCUACCAGAAGUCCACCGAGCUGCUGAUCCGCAAGCUUCCCUUCCAGCGUCUGGUGCGUGAGAUCGCCCAGGACUUCAAGACCGACCUGCGCUUCCAGAGCGCCGCCAUCGGAGCCCUGCAGGAGGCCAGCGAGGCGUAUCUGGUGGGUCUGUUUGAGGACACUAACCUGUGUGCCAUCCACGCCAAGAGAGUCACCAUCAUGCCCAAAGACAUCCAGCUGGCCCGCCGCAUCCGUGGAGAACGAACGAGCUCUUGUGACGAGUCCUCGAGUGAUUUCUUGCACAAGAGUUCAAGCCCUCAGUCGUGUGUGAGAAUGGCUCGUACGAAGCAGACCGCUCGUAAGUCCACCGGAGGAAAAGCUCCUCGUAAGCAGCUGGCGACUAAAGCGGCUCGUAAGAGUGCUCCCUCUACUGGAGGAGUGAAGAAGCCCCAUCGCUACAGGCCCGGGACCGUGGCUCUGCGUGAGAUCCGCCGCUACCAGAAGUCCACCGAGCUGCUGAUCCGCAAGCUUCCCUUCCAGCGUCUGGUGCGUGAGAUCGCUCAGGACUUCAAGACCGACCUGCGCUUCCAGAGCGCCGCCAUCGGAGCCCUGCAGGAGGCCAGCGAGGCGUAUCUGGUGGGUCUGUUUGAGGACACUAACCUGUGUGCCAUCCACGCCAAGAGAGUCACCAUCAUGCCCAAAGACAUCCAGCUGGCCCGCCGCAUCCGUGGAGAACGAGCCUGAGCUCUGAGCUCUCUCUCUCUCUCUCUCUCUCUGUCUCUGUCUCUCUCUCAGUCUCUCUCUCUCUCUUGCUGUUUGUUGGUAGUUUUAGAGUUCAGUCCUGGUGGGGUGGGUGGUGUCUCUUUGUUUUUUGGCUACAGACUUUUAGGGUACUUUCUGUUUGCAUGUACCAGCCCGUGAACGACCAGUCUCUCUCUCUCUCUCUCUCUCACACACACACACACACACAGUCCAUCGAUCACAAGUCAAGGUUGAACAGGGCGGUCAGGGCUGAUGUCUGCAUUCAGGGCUUUACGUGUCUCAUGCAGGGUGCUAAAACAGCUCUGACCUGUCCCAGAAUUCCCUGCACCGUCCAUCACGAGAGUGUGUGUGUGUGAGGCUGUCGAUCAACGCGGGGUUUGUAUACGAGCAUCUCUCCAACAAAUGUUUAUUAUUGCAAUAUUAAGAAUUACUUUUAAUAAUUAUUGAUGUCUGUUUCUUUUUUUUAAUGCAUUCAUAUAAGCUUGUUUCAUAGAUCUAGAGCAUAUUUUUAAAGGGCGGAGAUUCUUAUAAAGACAUUUUUACAUCAAAUCCUGUUUAUUUUCUAAAGGAUGAGUUUGGGUUCAGUCUCAGGCAUGUGAAGGGAUGUUCAGCCUUCCUCUAUUUGGCUCCAGUGCUGGGAAUAAUGUGUUGAUCUGCAUAAAUUAGCCUGUCUGUUGAUAGGAGAAUCUGGACUUAAUUUGAACUAAAUAACUAUAUAUUGGCUUGAUACUGUUUCUGAGUUCCUCCACAAGAAUUUCCUUCAUUAAAGAGCAGUUUUCUACUCUCAUCCCUUCAGCGUCGCACGACUCCUCAGGCAGACAUGGACACAUUAUCAUUAUUUAAUCCUGCUUGAUUUGUGGGUGUUUUUGUCUCUCCUUCAUUCAGAGUUUGACUACAGAACAUUCAGGUGUUUAAAUAAACUGAUCUUUGUAAUUUGAAAUUUCUCCUAAUUGCGUAAUAAAUGGAUGUCACACA